This is a messenger RNA of Xyrichtys novacula (pearly razorfish), 13444 nucleotides long. The record is from the annotation of a GenBank genome assembly. NCBI's taxonomy places the organism in Eukaryota, Metazoa, Chordata, Actinopteri, Labriformes, Labridae.
AUGACUUCAAAGUGUUUGGAAACAGAGGACUCAUCAAGACGUGACUCCAGCCCGUAAAGCUGACCUCUGCAGCAGGAAAACACGUUUACCAGAAAACACAAACAUCCCCUCAAACCGUUUCUUCUGUCCUUGUUUUUGCAGCUCGCACAGCACGACACGGCCGACCAUCACUGCCCCUCGCCGUCCUCUUCCCAGACUAUCUGCUCGCAUGUACUUUUCCAUGGCUGAUGGUUUCUAUGGCAACAAAAGUGGAUGGAGACAAGGCCGGGGCCUGACAGAGCGCUGUCAGACUGGGAACCUUAUGAGGUAGGAGAGAGAAAAAAACUCAACAGGAAAGAGAGAAAGGAGCAGAAAGAGAAGUGCACAGAAAAGAGAUUCAGGUUUAUUCUGAAAAGGGCAACUUUUUCAGAGAUUACGCAACAACACUUACACACAUAUAUGUCUUAUUCCUCUUAUUUUAUACGCCUUACUGCUGACUCUUUGACAGCAUUAGUGGAUCAGUCGAUUAAGGUGCAAAGCCAGCUUCAGGUCCUGUGGUAAACUACCUUGUCUACUCUUUCUGCAAGUCAUUAGAGCUCUUAAAGGGAUAUUCUGGUGUAAAAUUAAUUUAGGGUCAAACACACUGUAACACCGAGUUAGACAAGCCCUCGAGAGAUGAAUGUUGCCGACCGCUUGCUUCUCUAGUUAAACCAACUUUAGUAACGACCGCAAGAUAGUAAUACACAGCGGUCUGAGGAGCCAUAAACAAACCUCAACCAAAACGCCACAAAUAAUGCUCAGAACAGCACCUAACUUCAUCAACAGGACAUAUAGGGUCACAGCCAUAGUACUAGACACCAAACAUCUUUUUAACUUUGACUAAUUUCUUUAGCAAAGAGACUAAACACAACUCACCUACUCUCUUCCAGCAGCCGCUUGUUUGUAGCGAGACCUCAGGCCAGUCCAUUACAGACUACAGCGGGGUGACGCAGCUCAAGGAAGAACAUUUAUGAUCAUUUCUUUAUCAUUUCCUAUAAGUAAUAAUCAUCAUAUUAAUCAUUUUACAAACGCUGUAGUUCUUCUGCCUUAGCGUCUCGGUCUGAUUGUAUUUCCAUGAAGAAAUGAUCAUAAAUGUUUUUCCUUGAGCUGCGGCACCCCGCUGUAGUCUGUAAUUGACUGUCCUGAGGUCUCGCCACAAACUAGCGACAAUAUUACACCAGGAUAUCCCUUUAAAACUGAGGAUUCAUGAAGUUGUAAUGUAUCCGUGUUGCACUAAUCUUGACAUCCAUCAUCUGUUCAUGUGUGACGAUGAGAGGCCCAGACAGUAAUUCUAGCGCAGCGGGAGCCAAGACUUUCCUAUCCUAUGUCUUUAGAUCUAUGUUGGAAACGCUGUCAUAUCUAUGUCUACUACAUCCCCCAGGACAGAAGUCUUCAUCUGUUCAAGGUUCCAGCAGGUCUCGGGUUAGUGAGAGACACACAGAUGCUUCACACCGGCUAACUUCAGGAAUCUGUAAAAGAAACCAGCCGUCUUGUGGUUUGUUGACGAUUUACAGGUCUAAAGCAGACGGAAAAAGUCAGGCCUUGUUGGGUCUUGUUGGGUUUUCACUGAAGUUCUUGUGACCAAUCGUGUAAUGUUGACAUUUAACAAUUUACAUAGUACGCAGGGAAAGUAGGUGGGCUAGAAAAGUUCAAAUAAAAAACGCCCAGUUUGACAUUUGUCAUUUGGGUGUGAGAGUAAUCGUCUUAGCUGUCAGCUGAUCGAGGUUGGGAUUGAAUCAGCUGAUGUACCGUCGGCUAAACUUGUUUUCUUUCUGAUUCGGACGUUUUUUUUUUUAUUUACAGGGUAAAUUUUUCAACAAACUCCUGGUCUUAUUAACCACAGAGUCCAUCAGACAUUUCAUAUUAAAGUCAAAAGUCAAAUUAAAUGUCCAUGAUCAAGGUCCACCCCUGAACACGUUUACAUGCUCAAUUUACAUCUGUGCUCACAGCACCGCCCUGUGGAAGUACGUAGUACUACAAAAUAAAAUGUCCAAUCUGCUCUAAAUUUCACAGGUUUGAUGAUGAUCCUUUUUUAAAACUUAUUUAUACACAGAUUUUCAGGGAUAGCGCCACCUGUUGGAAAAAAACUGUAUUUUUUUAUAAUAAACUGACACUCAAUGAGGUUUCGAUUUAGACUUUUUCAUUUAAGAGCUUUCCUACAGAAUUUAACCCUGGGAAAGUCAUAGCCCCACCUGCUGGUAAAAACAGUGCCGUGUGCUUCAGUUUAAAUAUCGAUGCAGACAGUGACCACCUGAACUUUUAUUCAUAUCAGUUUAUCUGAUCAUGAUCCCACAACUUACUGCUGCGCUGAUGUUUUUGAUUUUCCAUGUAAGAUUAACAUGUUCUUGACCCGCUUAAGUUUUUCUAAAGUUUUAAACACUGAAAUAUGUCAAACAUGAUAACAUUUAAGAAGGUGGUUUCGUGGUAAAAUGUCCCGUUCUUGUCCCAUGCUGCCUUUGCGGAUCAUUGCAGCCGUUGGAGAGGAACCAGGAUCUGGAUAAAGCUUCUGUAUACCGAUUUCAAGGCAGAAGUCUGGACCGGUUUCAUGGCAGACGUUUUGGCUCCAGUAGAAAAGCACAGAGGGAACAUUUUUUCAUUGAUGGAUCGGUUCCAUUAAGUGUAGUCAUAUGGCGCCAGGGCGACGGCGUGCAGAAUUCGUGGAUCUUGGAGUUAAAAGUGAACUGCAGUCUUCAUGCUUUCAGCUACACCUGCUCUUUUCCUGCAACACUUAAAGUCAUGGUUGACGAUUGGAGGGAUUGGUAAUUAUUAUGAACCUCGUUUCUAUGGCGAUCAGGGUCCUAUAGUGCGAUCUCAACAAAGUGAAGAGAAAAAGAAGGGAAAAAAUCUGUUCAUCCUAUCAGGUGCAGCUGUCCCGGACAGCUCCUAUUGGUCAAUCUCCUGCUCCGCCUCUCCAUCCAAUCACCUCGCUGUAUUCGACACACCCCGACUCGACCCCUCCCACUCUCCCAAUCCCUCCUCGGAGCUCUGAGCGACUAAAAGUAGCGUAGCAGCUUCGCUACAGGAGCUGUGAUGGAGAAGGACGCAAAAAAACACUUCUGCUCGCCCCACCGCCAAAAGUGGGAAGAAAACACAAGCCGACAGAAGAAAGGAAAGAGUCGACGAGGAUGAAGAGGACGAAUGUGACCAAGCGAGGAAACUAACUCGAAUAAACAUCGGGUCAUCCUUGGAGCGGUGGAGAAAACAGACGCCGUGACAGCAGAGUUUUUGUAGAAAAGGUCGUUUUUAUCACCUUUUAUCGUGGCUCAUGUUACAUAAAUAACUCUGAUUAGUCUCUGACAUGUCAACACGGUAGCGGUCCAGGCAGCUGCAGACGGCGCUCGCUAGCAGAGCUGGCGUUUACUGCCGCUCGUCCAGUGUUGUUUUUGGCAGGCAUUUUAGAUUUAGUUUUAGUCUUAGUCAUUUUGACGAAAUGCUUCUUCGUUUUAGUCCCAUUUUAGUCAUUUCUAUCCUUGAUAGUUUUAGUCUAGUUUUAGUCGACGAAAAGGUGUCUUUUGAGGUUCGUGGUGUUCUUUCCCGACAGUUUGAAGCCGCAGCAUGAGGAAGCUGUGGCUCCACAACUGUCGUCUGUCUCGUCUCCCCGUCCCCGUACAAGACAUUGUGUUUUAUUGUCACUUGGACUGUAUCUGAAGUAGGACCAAAAAUCAUCCCUCUUUUUCGGCCACCGGGUACCGCUGCUGUGCCUGCCGCCACGGUGUGUGUGUGUGCGCGCCUCGUCCACCUGCCGCUCUGUGCAUGUGUAUGAGUGUGUGCGCGCAGCUGUGCGCGAGCGAGGCUUUUGGUGCGCGUGUGAUGGGGGCGUGACUGUUAGGACAAAAAAAAAAGCAUGUUUUGAAACUUUGUUCGUCCACCUGAUAACAAUUUAGUCUCGUCUCGACCUCGUCUGACAAAAUUUAAUAAUUUUCGUCACAUUUUAGUCUUUACAGAGCUUUGGUGACGUUCGUCUUAGUCUCAUUUUCCUCAAGGAAAAAAGGGGUCUGACGUCGUCAUUUAAGUUUUCGUCCUGCCUGACGAAAACAACACUGCGCUCGUCAAUCCGACAUGUUGAAUCCUGUUUGAAGCUAGCGUAGGAUGUUCUGCCGGCCGGCGUCUUGCUCUGCCAGAGGGGGUGAUACAGGUUCGGGGGGGAGUUUAAGGGAGAGGUUUGUGUGUCGGGGGUGGGACGCUUCACCUCAGCACUCCGCCAUCAGUGUUUUCUUUCUGCAGAGGUUAAACCACGAGGUUCGCUCACACUCUCCCAUCCCCCCACAGAGGCCUCCAGACCCUUCCCAGCCUCAGAGGAGCUUCAACAUGAACUGGAAGUGAAGGCAACAUGUGACAGCCAGCGGGCAGCAGCAGCAGCAGCUGCCAAAGAGCGCAGCGCUGAAGUCUUCAGAGUGGGAUCAGAGCGAGCCGACACACAGUCACACUUGUGCGGAAACACACACUCAAACUCCGAGAAGAAAGGAAGCAGAAGGCCGGUCAGAUCGUUUCCUCUCUCGCUGAGUGGGCUAAUUGGGAAGCGAAGUCGUUAAUCUGCUCUCCAGCUCUGGUUUCAGCCUCUAUAAACAGUCUGCUGUGUGUUCACUCAAACGUUUUGUAUUUCCGCCACAGCUGUCUCCGUCCAUCAGCUCCGAGCAGACGCCGGUGUUGGCGGGGAGCGUGCUGUUGCUCUGUUAGGCAGGUAGAAGAAGAGGAAGAAGAAAAGGCAGAUCUGAGGAAGCCGUCUGCAGCUCCAACAGUCGGCGAGAUUAUGACCCCGGGCGCUGGAACACAGCCUAUAGCAGUCAUGAAUUCAGCCUGAUACAUCAUAGAUAAGAGUUAACAUCCCCCAGGCUAUCGCCGGCGCUCAGCUCCGGCUGAGAUCUGCUCUGAAGGCUCACCUCAGGGAUCCUAUCGAAGGAUUCAUCAUUUGGUUAGCGUUAUCUCUGCGGCGGUCAGCGAGGCCGCGCUCUGAUCAAUAUUUGGGAGGAGGUUACAGUCCCGAAGACGCCGCUCCUUCACGCUUCCCUCCGAGCUUUUAUCAAACCUGAUCGCGAUCGCAUUCAGAGAGGCGCUCGCCGACAGGAUGAAGAGUUUGGAGAUAUGAGGAGAAAAACCCCGUCUAACCUUUUCCCAUCAAACACGCCGCUGAUACGGAUUCUCUGCAGGAUGAUUUUUUUGAAGUGGGGUUGUGAAGAGGAUCCAGGUCACCUCGACCCUUUUUAAUCGAGAACCAGAAGAGAAAGGAACGAUAUUUGAUUUAAGACUCCAGAUCUUGUUUAGAAGUCUGAUCUUACAGGGUUUAAAUAUUUCCCAUCAUGCACUAGACCUGGAGACCCCUGCACGUGCAAAACUAAAGCUGCAGGCGACUUAAAUCAUCCUGUUUUUGAAGCCCAGGACCGAGCCGCUGAGUCGGAGCGUGUUCCACCAGAGGAUAUACGAUCAUUAUCAACCAGAGACAGAUUUGUGUUGUCAGCGGUGCAGACUUCAGAGCUUCACACUGAUUUUAUUCAUGAACUGUAGAUAAGACAACCGAGAUCGUAAUGAGACUGAAACCCAACCCGACCGGUUUUCAUUUCAGCUGUGUGUCAGACUCCAUAAAACCAGCAGCGGAGAGUGUGUGUUUACAGUUACUGUCAGCUGGAGUCGUAAAACAUGUGGACAGCAGGCGUCCUCUCCCACCGCCAGCACCCUCCCCCCCUCGCCCUCACCUCACGGGGUGCAGACGGCCGGGUGCCACAUCGUCCAAACAUGUGUGUACAGUAUGUGGGCGUGUAACCGGACCUGUUUAGAGUCAUUUAAGACAUCAUCUCGACUCGAUUUUAGGAUAUGUCGGGGUGCAACCACAAACCUGGAGUCCUCAUUCAGUAGAAGACGUCUUUUGUUCUGCACACCAAUGGAACAAAUUCCCCCAAAAUGCAGCAGCGAGAGAGUGAGCGAGCGAGCGAAGCUGACAGGCUGCUGGAAACGCUGAGUGUGCUGCUCAGAGAGGAUGAAGCCUCCCUCUGACUCACCCCGGCACUCAUCUCUCGCUCUUUUGAUCGCUCAGGAAGUACGCAGGCCUACACUUUCUUUAUCACCCUCAUUAAUUUCUUAUCAGACGCACAUGCGGCCGCUGUAAAUCCACGUUUUUAGUUUUUUUUUCACCGUACCGCAGCAGAAUCACAGGGCAGGCGAUGAGUGAUGAGGAUGUGGUCACCGCUGAGCUCAUGCGGCAGAUCGCUGUGAUGUGGCGACGCUCUGAGACUGCAGGUUUGGCCUCAGUGAGGGCGAGGGGAUCCGGAGAGGGACUUAAUUCCUGCCAGAGGUCAAAGGGCAACCAGAGGGAGCAGGGAUGUGACAAUGACGAAUGAUGGAGGAAGGUCAUGUGUGAUAUACGGGCGAAAGCACAGCAGCUGCUCUCGAACACGACAGACGUCCUUAUCUGAACCAGAAUGAUGGUUUCUAAUCGUGCUUUAACAGGCAGAAACCUCGAGCAGAACCAGACUCGUGUUGGACCGCCGUCUGGAUAAAGAGAGGGGUGGAGAGAUUCAAUACAGAUGUGAGGUUACAGAGAGAUAAUGGAAUAAGUAUGUGAACUAUUUACAGGAACAGCAAGAGAACGAUAACAGAGUAGGGCGGCACGAUUUUGGCCGAAAUUAAAAUCACGAUUCUUUUUUUGAAAACUCUGAUUUUUUAUUCAGCGUCAACUUCACCAAACUUCACUUUAAAAAUAAAAAGUUUUUCUAUCGUCUCUCAAAACAAAACCACUUAAAAAGGAUGUAGUUCAUAUGCCAAGCCAGUAAGUGGCGCUACAACGCUGCACAGGAAAUGCAUAAAAGACGGAAGAAGAGUACGGAGCAUACGUGAGGCUCAGGCGCCAUAAAAGAGUUACGCUGUGUGUCACAUGAUCGUUUCCAGAGAUGCAGAUAGACAUCCACACGGAGAUGAAAUGGUCGUCGUUUACAGAUUUAUUCACUCUCUGACCCGUUUACAAAAAGUACCGUUUACAGUCACCUGAAACGCCGAUGCGACAAAAAACUUUACUCCUGUUACGGGUUGAUCCCGCCUUCAGACAGACUUUACAGCGGGGAGUGGUUUACUCUUCAUCUGAAACUGCGAAGUUGUAACAAUUCAACACGACUGACUCGCUCUUGUCCUAUUUAACCACGAAAUUAUCACCUUCUUUUGCAAACGCCAUGUUUGUUUACACUGUUGUGUGUGGGAACUUGGAGAAGGAUGAGCCUACGGUGGCCUGGAGGAGCGAGACAUGAUAGAGAUGAAAAUCAAUCUGACGAUUUAAAUUUUCUCAACAUCGUCAUAAUCAAAUAAUCUGAUCAUGAUUAAAAUCGAUUAAUCGUGCAGCCCUAUGACGGACUGGUCUAAGGUUGACUCGUGGCGAAGUAAAGCGUGAAGUUGGGGAAAUAAAGAGAGAAUCAAAAAUACAACAAUAAUCUUUAGAUUCAUCAGAGAGAAAGAAAUAGAGAGACUGAUGUUUGUAGUUGAAGCAGAUGGAGAUCAGGCGGGUCCACAGCAGCGAUCCAGAGGAACCGACGGGAUGAUGGAGCUCAGGGUUCGAUUUUCAGUCUUUAUUUAUUCAGACAGUGUUUAUAGCUGAGACUUUAGAUGAAAGAAACUUCCCAUCCCGACUGUUAAACAUAAAAAAUCCUCAAAAUGUUACAGAUAAACUCAAAAUGGAACAUAUUGAAGCACUUGGACAGUUUAUGGGACGCACUUUUUGCCGAUUUUGGUCCUCUAUCAAUAAACUAAAGGUAAAGAUAAUAAAGCGCCUUUACUCAUGAACUUACAUCUUUGAAUGUUAGAUACUCAUUAGUAUUUUGCAUGCGACAGCUACUCCUCUCACAAAAAGCGAAAGAAUUAAACUGCAGAGUUUCACUGUCAGCAGAGUUUUGCUCGCUCUCCUCCAAACUUUUGUCGCUUUAAAGACAUCCAUCUGUCUGUUUUUGGCGUCCAAUGAUGUCACUUCCCAUCAUCUGCCUUUAAAGUCUGUUUACUCCGUGUGUUCCUCCUCUUAUUCUCUGCCAGCCUUUAAUUUUGCUGUCAUUUUCUUCAGCUACUGCGUUGAUGUGGACUUCAAUCCUUUUUUUUUUUCCCUCCCAGCAGAGAGCCGGAAACAAAAGCCGCCUUUGUGCGCCUCGCAGCGAAGCUUUGAUGUUCAGACUCUGGACUUGUGUGCAACAGCUGCUGGUCUCUGUUUCCAGGCUUUAGGGGGUUAAAGUUGCUCUCCUUCAGGACCAGAUUCACAGGCUGAUCGCUGGAUUUACAUGCCAGAACCUCAGAUUGGUUAAAGAAGGGGAUUACUUUGUCCCCGGUAUGAAGACAUCGAUCUGUGCUUCAAAUCCCGCUGACAGGAAGUGGUGACAGACAAAAGAAAUCAUCAUGUAGCGCCCAUGAAAAUCCUCGCCUUCCUUCCUGCCUUUGUCUGAAACUCUCUGUUUGGAUGUUUUUCCUUGGGUACCAACAAUCAGCUUUAGUUCUUUAGAAAUGAAGCCGAUGUGGAGGUGUGAAAAACUGCAGUUCCAUGAGUGUCCACUUGAGGCAGGCUGCAGAAGUUUAGAAACCACAUUGACACCGAGCCCAGGGUCCUUUUCUUGCUCCUUCCUCAGUUUGAUUGUGUUGUUAUUGAGAUAUAUUAUGGCCACAGUAAUUGUGAAGUUCCUGACAUCUUGACUCAGCUUCACAGGCUAGCCAUCGACUCACAAGCUGCCCCCCGUUUCAUACUUCUGUGUCCGUCUUUCGAAAUAGAAAAUAGCUGAGAUUUUUCUUCACGAUCAAAAAAAACACCCAAGAGGAACUUCAAGCGACGUACUGAGCCAAUAAAGCGCAAAGCGGAGUGAAAGCAGAGCCGUGAAUUCGGCUUUUCCAGGUGAUGGGAAAACUAGCAGGAUGGUCGCUGUUCAAUAAAAAAACAUGAAUUUCAGGAACAUUAAAAACAAUUUUAUUCAGAAACUGCCUUAAAGAAUAAACCCACAACACUGUCAUUAGACACAAUUAGGACCCAAAAUCAACAUCUUUAUUCAAACACUCAUUAGUGACCUGCUGUGAGUGAUAGUGGACAUACGUCUUUCUUUAAUAAUGCGCUCCAAAGACGUUCGGUUAUUUACGAGCUUAUCAAGUUUCCUGUUUAUGUCCCACUAUGAUGAUAAAGUAUUGAUAGCGGGUUUUCCUACAUUUCCAAAUGGCACAUUGGUUGUCAACCAUUUUGAGUCGCGACAAUUGAACAAGCGCUAGUGACCACGACCGAUGCAGGUAAACUUAAAAAAAAAACAUCUGAAAAAUGGUUUUCAAUAAAAUUUUCUGUUUUCGAUGAAAUUCUGGCUCUGAUUUCACUUUAAAGGGAUAUUCUGACGUAAAAUUAAUGUAGGGUCAAACACGACGUAACACCGCUUUAUACCAACUUUAGUAACGACCGCACGAUAGCAAUACACAGCGGUCUAUCACUCCACACACAAACCUCAACCAAACAGCACCUAACUUCAUCAACAGGACAUAUAGGGUCACAGACAUAGUACUAGACACCAAACAUCUUUUUAACUUUGACUAAUUUCUUUAGCAAAGAGACUAAACACAACUCACCUACUCUCUUCCAGCAACCGCUUGUUUGUAGUGAGACCUCAGGCCAGUCCAUUACAGACUACAGCGGGGUGACGCAGCUCAAGGAAAAAUAUUUAUGAUCAUUUCUUCAUGGAAAUGCAAUUAGACCAAGACGCUCAGAAGAACUACCGCGUCUGCAGAGAAAAUGAUUAAUAUGGUGAUUAUUACUUCAAGGAAAUGAUAAAGAAAUGAUCAUAAAUGUUCUUCCAGGAUCGAGGAAACACAACUAAAUGAUUUGAUAGUCGACAAGUGUGAGAGCAGAAACAGCAGCAGCUUUGAAAUCUAACGUACAGGUUAAUAACUCUGUCAUGGUUAGAGAAAAUCUUUAGGUCGGCAUCAGUCGAUGUGAGGACAUUAGUGUGGCUUUACCCUCGACUGUAAUGAGUCUGUCACAGUUUAAAGUCUGUUUGCUGCCAUGAGGGUUCAUGCUUUGUUGACACUUCAACCCCCAGUGGAGAUACUUGUUGAAAAGAUGACGUUAUAAAAUGUCUUUCCGUCAGUCAUUUGGAUACUCAAAGCUACGGGGAAGAUUAUGGACCAUGCAUGUAGGAGAUGCGUGUUUUUCAUCGUACGCCGACGAUAUGGGUAGUCGAGGGUGUCAAAGGUCAGGGGAGGCAAUGGAUAAAUGUAUCCCGGGUACGACGAGGUUUAGCAUGGACAUCCAACGUUAUCAGACCAGCUUCAAAAAGUCGUAAACAUAGCCGAGUUGCUAGGUAAAGCCUCCAUACUUCCUUUCCAGAAUAUGCUAUCGCUAACCCCGCUAAUUACGCUCAGAAAGAGUUUUCUAACUCUAGUUCUGCAACUUUUCUCCAUUAGCCGUCAUCCGGAAAGGCGAAACUCUCUGUAGUUUAAAUUUCGCCAAUCUGAUCGCCGCUCCGCUCACAGAAGGCCUGAUGAGCGACGGUGGAAGCUUCCAGGACACUUUGUGCUUGUGAGAUGAGCCAUGCUGUCUCCGGUUAGUAAAUCACUGCCUCCAAAAAUCCACGGAGCAGGAAGGAUGAAGCAAAGAGGCAGAGACGCCAGCGCUCUAAGUGAGUGAGAGAGAGAGAGAGAGAGACAGAGAGAGAGAGAGAGGAGUGUCUGAAUGUGGCUGGUGAGGUAAUUAACAUUUCCCUAGCAUCAGCGGCUGGUGCUCAGGGCUAAAAUGAUCCGCGGAGACCUCGUCGAAGCUGUAAUGAAGUCCUUACACUCCCGCACCGACAAAGAAUAGAAAAGAACGAGAUGAAAGUUGAAGAGGACGAGCAGACAUUACAGCUGAAAUCAUCGAGUGUGCGCUGAAUACUGCGGGGAAAAAAAAGUUUGCCGAAAAAGUUAUCAUGAAAAAGAACCUCUCCGAGCUCCAGCGUUGGUCCUUUGGUGUGAAAUGAGUCGAUUCAGAUCACACUUUUUAUAAUUUACACAGUUAAAGACGGAAAAGGAGACGGAUAAGAAGAGCGGGGAGGAAUCUGAGGAGAGCAAAUCACCAAUCACACGGGAGAUCGGCUAACGGGGAUGAAAACACGUCACUUUUACAGAUCUGUGUCUUUUCUUUGGACGAUUUACCGAGUCUUUAAAGAAGGUGUCUACGAUAAUGAUCCACCGGGCCACAACUCAGCAUGUGCAGCACGCUAAGACUAGAUCCUAAACGGCUUUAUCACAACGGAGCGAAUUUGUGAAGCGAAUAAUUAACUUUUUUUUAAAACCUCAUAAAGUCAAUGCAAGCUUCCUCACCGGCUACGAACUUCCGCUGAGCAAAGUGACCAAUUUUUCCGCCCCUUUAGUGAAUUUUGUGAACAUUCACAGGCGAACUGCUAAAUAAAUCUAUAGCCUUAUAUAAAUCUGACCUCAGACAUGUGGCGAGCCUUUUCUCUGGAUCAAUCGGCGCUUCGUAAUUUGUCCUCUCCUUCCGCAAACGUGGAGUGAGCUGACGGAGAAAUGGUCCGAGGAACAUUCUGAAGUAUGACGGAAUUUUUCGGGAUACAGUUUAAGUUAGGGUGACCAUAUUCUGAAGUCACAGAGUCACAGAGUCGUGCAUUGUUAAUUUUGAAUUUUUUUGUACAGUGGAGUGUUUUUGACGCGCUUCUAACUCAGUAAGUCAAUGCGACACAAACUCAAAACUUCCAUACACAACCUGGACAUUCGAAGGAUUUUAUAAACUCCCCUGGACAGACCGGACAGACCCCUAAACAGAGGACAGAGAACAGAGGACAGGCAAAAGAGGACACAUGGUCACCCUAUUUAAGCUCCUGGAUCGUUGUGUGGAGCUCCCCCAUCUCCUGUCGCAGGGUCACUAUUGGAUGUACCCAGACACUUUGAUUCUUCUUUUCGUUUUUGUUAUUUAAUCGGCGAACAGCCAUGACCAGGGGCCUGUUCUACGAAGCAGGAUUACUGCUUAGAGAGGUAACUUCGAGGGUAAGUUCGGGGUUUCCUGUUCUACGACGCAGGUUCUUAGCAAGGCGAGUCUCCAUGGCAACGUACGCUGAACGGCUAACCUGCUCCGGGGCAGGUCAGAUGCGGCGGGCUCCGCCUUACAUGCGUGUACGCACUCAUAGCAAAGCUGGAUCCACUUACGAGGUUGAUAACCAGCGUCAUAAGACCGUUUAGCGAGACCGCUGACUACCGUGCUAAGUUGAAUGGUCGAACCUGCUUCGUAGAACAGGUCAUGGACCUUAAUGGUUAGCUGUUCAUCAUUAUAACACCCAGGGUCUGAUCAGGAUUAGUGGACGUGAGUUCAUCAGAGUCCAUCUGGAUCUUAAUCUGUGGUUAUGGAGAGGCUGGAGUCAUGUUUGUAGGUAAAGACGAGGUUCAGAAACACAAAUACGACUCUGAAGACUCUGAGUUCUCCUGAUGGUUGAAGACUUUUCUUAAAUAUGUUCUGAACAAAUAAAAACUUCCAAACUUUCUCCUUGUGCCUGCAGACGGCCCUGGAGGUUUUCUCCUUUUACAGAAAACAGAACUUCGAUCAGACUUGAAAUAUUUAAUCAGUGAAGGUUUACCCCAGGAACUGUGCAACAUCAGCUCCAUUUAGCUUCUUUUCUCAGAGCCAAAGGCUGCGAUACUCAUUUUGUUCUUUUCGGUGCUUUUUUAUUGAUUCUGGGUUCCUGUUUUCCUUUAGGUAAAGACUUUCGGAAAAACAAAUUAAUUCCAGAGCAACAAACCAAAUCGUAAUGAUCUGACAUUUCGCCGUGACUCCGGGCUGUUUGUUUGGUUUAAGCCCAGUGAAAAUCUCGGCUCGUGUUUUCCCCGCAGUGGGCCGCGGUUCCUGACGUCGAGGUCUCACUUUCUCAUCUAUCAUAUUCUGUGAUAAAUGAUUUAGCAGAGCUUAGUUUAUCUGAAGGUGACCUCGCCUCACCGUUUCUGUUCUUAUCAGCCUGUCAGCUCGGGGAUCGUUUUUCAGUCUGCGGGCUGGCAGCAACAAAGGUUCAGCCAUUUUUCAUCCUCUGUUGUUUUUGUGAUAUUUGAACUCCUCAAAGAGAAUUUAAAGAUAAAUACUUCUUACUCAUGUCAAAAUAAAACUCUGCAGGGUGCUGCCGCAGCUCGUGGGGUUUGGACUGCACAGAAAAACAUUUGUGUUAAUGUUUGGAUCACUUUGGCCGCUCUGCUCAGUCUGCAACGAGUAAAAAUGGACGACAUGAAAACUGCACAGAGGUGAAACCACAAAAUCAUCCUUUUUUCAGUUAAAGUUCUGGACUUGUCAGGUUUAGGUCUGCUGGAGAGAAAUCUCAACUAUGGUCGUCAACGUCUUUCAUCAGCAUCAGACUGGAGACUCCGGUCUGACUCAAGUUCCUAAACUACAUCACACCAACGUUGUUACGACCUGAUUCGGUGCUGACGUCUCGCUCUUCUUCUACGCAGGUCCUCUUAUCGGAGCUGA